This is a messenger RNA of Morone saxatilis (striped sea-bass), 2392 nucleotides long. RefSeq names its product solute carrier family 22 member 13a (gene slc22a13a). NCBI's taxonomy places the organism in Eukaryota, Metazoa, Chordata, Actinopteri, Moronidae. Gene Ontology annotation, cellular component: membrane. Gene Ontology annotation, molecular function: transmembrane transporter activity. The record is from RefSeq and is a predicted model, not a curated record. Gene Ontology annotation, biological process: transmembrane transport.
UUUUCUUUUUAUUCAGUCAGAUCCAGAGCGACACUGUAACACAGACUGGAUCCUACAGGCUGACUCUAACCUGACCACAGAUGAGCAGCUGAACCUGACUCUGCCCCGGGAGGACGAUGGGACCUUCAGCAGGUGUCGGAUGUUUGUCCCUGUGGACUGGGACAUUGGUGCCAUCAGGGAGUACGGACUCAAUGAGACCACGGGGUGCCAGAAUGGAUGGGUGUACUAUAACACGCUGUAUGAAGCCACCAUCGUCACUGAUUUUGAUCUCGUCUGUGACAAGUCUAAAAUGGUUGAAGUUGUGCAGACUGUCUUCCUGGCUGGUUCACUUGCUGGUUCAUUCAUCUUUGGACCUAUAGCUGAAUCGUACGGCCGCAGGAGAACCACCCAGUUACCAGUUGUCCUUUUGCUGAUAUUUCUCACAAUUGCUGGCGUGUCUCCAGAUUUUUAUGUUUACAUGGUGUCACAGUUCAUGGUUGGAGCAGCACUUGGAGGAUACAGAAUUAACUCCAUUGUAUUAGCUACAGAGUGGACCGGGGUCACCAAAAGGUCCUUUGCCUCCUGUUUGAGCCAGGAGUUUGGAGCUGUUGGACAGUGUGCCAUGGCUGGUCUGGUCUAUGUUAUUCGUGACUGGAGAAUAGCACAGUAUGUCACAGCAGGAAUGCAGGCCGUUGUAUGCUUGUACAUAUGCUGGAUUCCUGAAUCUGCAAGGUGGUUGCUUGGGCAGGGAAGAACCGAAGAAGCGAAGAGGUUCAUACGUAGAGUUGCAGCAAUCAAUAAAAAGAAAAUCCCAGAGACUCUGCUGGAUGAGGUAACUGGGGAGCGAGAAGUCCAAGGUGGAGGAAUCAAAGCACUUUUUACCUCAAGAGUCUUGACAAAAUAUUUCUUCAUUAUAUCUUUUGCCUGGUUUUCAUUAAAUCUAGGCUACUUCUGCCUUGUUCUGAAUGUGGGCAAGUUUGGUCUGAACAUCUUCCUGGUUCAGUUCCUGUUUGGGAUCUCGGAGAUACCAGCACAUCUCCUCUGUAUCUGGGUUCUGGAGUUGACGGGGAGAAAAAAAUCCCUGAUAUCGACCCUCCUGACUGGUGGUUUUGUUUGCCUCUUAACCCUGGCUUUCCCUCAAGACAGCGCUGUUGUUAUCACAGCCCUUGUAACCACUGGAAAGUUCUUUUUGAACUGGGCGAGCUCAAUAUGUUUGGUCUACAUUCAGGAGUUGUUUCCCACCUCUGUCAGGCAAACAGCUGUUGGCUUGGGCUCCAUAGCCUUUAGAGUAGCAAGUCUGCUGUCUCCGUUGCUCAACAUGUUGGCCAUAUACCACUGGUCCAUACCCAUCAUCGUCUUCAGCAGCCUUGUGGUGGUCAGCGGAACUCUUGUCUUCCUCCUUCCUGAGACCUGCAGAAAAGAGCUUCCUGACUCAACUUAUGAGGCUGAGGGCAACAGGAAUAUGACCACCAAGAAGACUGGAAGUGACUUUAAAAUGGCUGAACACAACAGCAGCAAAUCCACCAAACUCUAGUCAGAAUACUGUAUUUUUACACAUUUCUGUUGUGUGUAACACAAGCUAUAUAUUGUUGGGUAAAAUAUUUUAAUUUGGACAGCCGAGUGGCUUCAAUGUUGCUGAGUCACCCAGUGUGUUUGCUCAUGUACUGUGUCUGACUCUAUUGUAUGUCUUUACUGCUGUCAUUGUUUCUGUGGGAGAUAUAAAACAUUUAUAGAGAGUGGGCUUCUGACUUGCUUGUGAAAAGGUCUAACAAAUCUCUUGCAAAAUAUUUAAAGAUAUGAGUUGUGAUCUCCAGCUGUUCCAACAACUUCUUAUCAGUCUGAAAACAAGCUGGUAUUUCUUUAUGAUGAACUGACCCUUUGUCACAGGGUGUAUGUAUGUGAGCACUUCAACUGUGAAGUGACAGACUCUUUGAAUAUUUCAAAAAGGCCUAGAGCUAACUCUCUUGUAUUUCACAUGAAAAAAGUUUAGAGGAAAGUCCAAAGAAAUGAACAACUUUGUAGUUAUGGUGGUAAUCAUAUUUUGACCCCAGGUUGGGAAACACUGUUGUAUAGAGUUGCAACAGACGCUGCAUGGGCAAUAAGAAUGCAGUGCUGCAACUGUAAGCAGAGGGUCUGAGGAGCAUGCAAAUACGCAUCAAGGGGUCAAUCCAUGUACAUUACACACAUUAAAAUUAUGAUUUAAUUGUUGAUCAAAGGCAUAGAAAGCUGCAGGUAAAUUGUAGUUUGAUGUUAUGGUUUCUUUUGAGCACUGAGUGAUAAUAAUGUGGUCUCCACAUAAGACCGUCUUUGCUUAAUCAUUAUAUAACAAUGUGCAUGACCUCUUCAGUUGUUGUCAGUCUGAUAAGUUUUACUGUGUCGGAGACAAUGCAGAAUCCAGGGGCGAGUCAAAAUA